GAAGCCCAUCUGUUCACCGAGGCCUGAUUCUAGAAUCCUGUGCUUCCCUUUCUCCCAUGUUUUCUCCCCCCAUGGAUUCUCAGCUUCCAAGCUUCAACGAGAGACGGACUGUUUGUUCACAGCAACAGAAGCCAUCGUCGUCUCUCUUUUCCGACUGGAACUCCUACGGCCUCGUCCAGAAACGGGGAGGACGAAUGCAGCGGAUCGUCAGGGCCGUCCCAUAAUAUUCGGAGGCCCUGUUCCAAAAUUAAAAAUGUGGCCCUAAAUUUUUUUCCGUAAAAUUUAUUAAAAAUAAAAAUUAUUACGCUUAGAAGUUAGAACUACCUUAUUCAAAUUUUCUAGUUGACAUAAUUAAAGUUGUUACCAAAAAUUAAUGAUUACACUCAGGCAAUAACCACUCGAAAAUCAAAUAGUACUAAUCCAAAUUUCCAAGCAAAAUCCCUAAAAAAAUAAACAAAAAUUUGGUUAGAAUACAUGACCACUCUUCCCAAUAACAAAUUAGGCAGAUUCACUCGCCCAAAUGACCAGUCUGCCAAAAACAAAACCCUGCAAAAAAAUAAACACAAAUUUGGUAAAUGGUUACAGUGCAAGCCCAUUCGGAUUCAUUCCAAAUUUCAACCUCCAGGCCCAUUCGGAUUUUGGUCGGCCUGGCGGUUCCAUUGCUUCUCCUUCUCCAACUCCAUGACUCCAAACUCGCCAUUCUCAAGCAGAAGCAGAGUAUCAAGGUGGGACGUCGGAGGACCGACUCUCCAGAGUCCAGAGGCAGCACGCUAAACAUCAACAAAAGACAAGAGGAAUUCUUACGGAUUGGCAAUUACCGAGCGACGGCGUAAAGACUGAAGUCACCAAGACGCCAAGUCGAAACCAGGGGAAGGCGAGCGGAAUAGGGAUUGUCGUAUUGAUUUUGAUUUUCGGCUAAUCGGCUGCUUCAGGAGGUGAUUGAUUUCGUAAAGGAAUGAAAAUGCGAGGAAGAAUCUGGGUUGGGCGGUUUUUAAGGAGAAGGAAUUAGAGAGUAGAGACGUAAAGCAAUAAACAUUGAUUAUGAAUUGAAACGUUGGUUUAGUGACGUUGGUAUCUUUUGGGAAGGUGAGAUUUUUGGGGAAAGGAUUAAUGAUUGAUUAUUUUGGGAAGGGAAGGGGAGAUUAAGAGGCGGAGCAGUGGAGGAGAUUUCUGGGGAAAUGAUUGAUGAUUUUGGGAAGGGAAGGGGAAGUUAAGAGGCGGAGCAGAGGCCUCUACGUUUCCUAAAAAAAAUUAUAUAUGUGUAUUAGGUAUGGGCUUUGAGGCCCCAAAUAUUUUGAGGCCCUGUGCUGUGGGUCAGACCAGCACAGGGCCUGGGCCGGGCCUGCGGAUCGUCUCUUGGGGGUUCGAUCUAGAAUCCGCCCACAAAACGUAUCGGGGACCUUCACUGUGUGAAUGUCUUUCCUGCUAGUUUUCUUAUUGUAAAUUUGUAAUCGUCGACCUGUUCUGAUCAAGUUUUGAUCUUCUUCCCCCUUUUGCAACUCAAUUGGGAUUCAUUUCAAAUUCAGUUAGCUUGGCCGUAAAUGUUUCCAGAUGAGGGGAAGGGAGGUUGCGUUGGAAUCGUGAGACCGAGAGGAACGCCAUAGAGUUGGAAUUUGCAAGAAAAAAGGUCUCUAAAGAAAUUUCAUUUUUUCACCAAAUAGGCUUGUGGGCUCACGAAAAGUUUGGUUUAAAGUGCAAUUUCUCAUUGCACCGAUGACCAAUGAGGGGAAGGGAGGUUGCGUUGGAAUCGUGUGACCGUGAGGAACGUCAUUGAGUAGGAAUUUGCAAGAAAAAUGGUCUCUAAAGAAAUUUAAUUUUUUCACCAAAUAGGCUUGUGGGCUCACGAAAAGUUCGGUUUAAAGUGAAAUAUCUCAUUGCACCGAUGGUCAAUGAGUGGAAGGAAGGUUGCGUUGGAAUCGUGUGACCGAGAGGAAUGCCAUAGAGGUGGACUUUGCAAGGAAAAAGGUUUCUAAAGAAAUUUCAUUUUUUCACCAAAUAGGCUUGUGGGCUCACGAAAAGUUCGGUUUAAAGUGCAAUUUCUCAUUGCACCGUUGGCCAAUGAGGGGAAGGGAGGUUGCGUUGGAAUCGUGUGACCGAGAGGAACGCCAUAGAGUUGGAAUUUGCAAGAAAAAAGGUAUCUAAAGAAAUUUCAUUUUUUCACCAAAUAGGCUUGUGGGCUCACGAAAAGUUCGGUUUAAAGUGCAAUUUCUCAUUGCACCGAUGGCCAAUGAGGGGAAGGGAGGUUGCGUUGGAAUUGUGUGACCGUUAGGAACGCUAUAGAGUUGGAAUUCGCAAGAAAAAAGCACUCUAAGGAAAUUUCAUUUUUUCACCAAAUAGGCUUGUGGGCUCACGAAAAGUUCGGUUUAAAGUGCAAUUUCUCAUUGCACCGAUGGCCAAUGAGGGGAAGGGAGGUUGCGUUGGAAUCGUGUGACCAAGAGGAACGCCAUAGAGUUGGAAUUUGCAAGAAAAAAGGUCUCUAAAGAAAUUUCAUUUUUUCACCAAAUAGACUUGUGGGCUCACGAAAAGUUCGGUUUAAAGUGCAAUUUCUCAUUGUACCGAUGGCUAACGAGGGGAAGGGAGGUUGCGUUGGAAUCGUGUGACCGUAAGGAACGCCAUAGAGUUGGAAUUUUCAAGAAAAAAGGUCUCUAAAGAAAUUUCCUUUUUUCACCAUAUUGGCUUGUGGGCUCACGAAAAGUUCGGUUUAUAAUGCAAUUUCUCAUUGCAUCGAUGGCCAAUGAGGGGAAGGGAGGUUGCGUUGGAAUCGUGUGACCGAGAGGAACGCCUUAGAGUUGGAAUUUGCAAGAAAAAAGGUCUCUAAAG
Linum trigynum is the source of this 2820-nucleotide messenger RNA. Lineage: Eukaryota; Viridiplantae; Streptophyta; Magnoliopsida; Malpighiales; Linaceae. The record is from the annotation of a GenBank genome assembly.